AUGUGUAUGGCCGCUGCAGGUGCACAUAUUCCUCAAAUGGGCGGAGUUGUGAAGCUCGAUUUUGAAGCAGCAGAUGGUGUGGUUGCGUCCACAACUUUUGGGGAAGGAUGUUUCUGCGGCGAGCCCUUCUUUGCGCCGUGUACUAACGACACUCAAUCCGUAGAAGACGAUGGAUAUAUUGUGGUCUUUACACACAACGAGAACACGCGGAUUUCCAAAUUUGUGGUGAUGGAUGCGCAAUCUCCCGCAUUGGAAAUCGUUGCCUCAAUGAAGCUCCCGCAAAGGGUUCCCUUUGGCUUCCAUGGCCUCUUCGUCUGUGCCACCGAUUUGGCUGCCACUCAACGAGUCUAA
Molecule: messenger RNA, 351 nt
Organism: Cryptomeria japonica (Japanese cedar)
Lineage: Eukaryota; Viridiplantae; Streptophyta; Pinopsida; Cupressales; Cupressaceae
Product: zeaxanthin 7,8(7',8')-cleavage dioxygenase, chromoplastic-like
Exons: 1
Coding region: 1-351 (116 amino acids)
Biological process (GO): carotene catabolic process
Cellular component (GO): chloroplast stroma
Molecular function (GO): carotenoid dioxygenase activity
Source: RefSeq, a predicted model, not a curated record